GAAAUAAGGGAAAAAAAACAAAAUGGUUGUAAUUGGAAACGUUUGAAAAGCUAAAACUCAAAUUAAAAGCUAAAACUCAUAUUUGCUUGGUAAUCACAUCCACAGCCUUCACGUUGGGAUAUCGCCUGCCAUUUGAGUGAUGACAGCACUUUCAUUGAUUACACAACACGAUCGGGCAAGAAGCUUGUCGGGAAAACAGCUUUCGGAUAAAACUGGAUUCUUAAUGUCCCUGCUAAUUUAUUGACAGUUUUGAUAUGAUCCAGGAAAAAUGCAAUAAAAAGAAUAAAUUUUCGAACAUCAAGAAAGAAAGAAUACAAAAAAUCUGUGGUUAAAUAAUAGGUGACAGAAAAGCAUCGAUAUUUAAAUACAAGUCGGCAAGAUGGACGUCAAUGGAAAUAAGACGCAGCAACCAAACGAAAGCGCAAACUCGAAAAGUAAUGGUGCAAUAGAAGUCAAACUGUUGGUUCUACAUCAGCUGGUGAAAAAGCCCAAAGUUUAUAAAGUUUGUGAUGCAAUGGACACAUACCCUCCACCGCAAUCUGUGAUGGUAGAUCCAGACGUGCGCAUAGAGAAGAUACCUGCAAGUGGUGAGUUUGACAAAACGACGACACAAGAACUGGGUAGGAGCAUUGACAGUUGGACAAGACAAGGUCACGUGGUGACCAUUAUGUUUCUUGCGAAUUUCGAUUUUGCAAAAUUUGAGAAGAGUACAGGCAUAAAACUUAACAAAAUAGUUCUGUUCUGCUUCAAAACACCGCACGUUGAUCAACCUUCGUGUACGCUUGUCGAUGUUAACUUCGAAAAGGCGAAAAUGAGAGAAAUUCGAAGCGCGAUGGGAGAUCUGAUUGCCGCAGUAAGAUCUAAAGGAAUGAACUGAUCGAUAACACACAGUAAAUUACUUGAUGGCCUAUCGAUGUAUCGUAAUCAUGUGAAAUUAUUAUAAUCAGACACAUUGAUAUUGCGUAAUUAAAAAGCAACUCACUGCAUGCACUUUAGAAACAUUUAUCCUCGACAAAAUUAGCGUUGCUCGAGUCCAAAUAAAGUGCAAAUACCCACGUGUUCAAACAUUCGUUGUGCUGAUGUAACGCAUCGAGUUUCGAGUGAAAAUUGAUUUACAAGAAAUGUCAUUUUCUAAACAACCAUGUAAUUAGUUAGUACAAUUUCUUAGAUAGACUCAGUACAAUUUCUUAAUUCAAAAGUUUGUUAAACACAAGUCUCUUCCUUGUUUACCAUUUAAGAUGUGGUUCGUAACCGAAGAUUUUUGAUCGUUGAAUAAAUUUGUCAGAUUCAAA
This is a messenger RNA of Xenia sp. Carnegie-2017, 1292 nucleotides long. RefSeq lists its product as uncharacterized. The coding region runs from base 380 to 877 and encodes 165 amino acids. The transcript is spliced from 2 exons. NCBI's taxonomy places the organism in Eukaryota, Metazoa, Cnidaria, Anthozoa, Malacalcyonacea, Xeniidae. The record is from RefSeq and is a predicted model, not a curated record.